UAGACGAAGUCCAACUCUGCAUCUUGAUAAGGUCAUGUUUCUGCCAAGCUAUGUACUAGCCGCAAGACAAGGUGCGCAUCAGACGAGAAUUAUGCUGUUACCUGUUAAAUAAGAUUAAACUUCGUUCAAUUUUUAUUCAAAAUGGAGAACAAAUUAAUUAUUUGAAGUUCGGAAGACAGACUUGGGAGAUAUGAUGACUUAAAAGGAAAAUUUUGAUGAAAAAAAUUCAGUGUGGUAGCGGCUAUUUGCACGAUCACUAAACAAAAUAUGAGGAACCGGAGUAAUUCAGGUGUUCGCCUUGAUCUCUAUCAGAGGAUAGUAAACAAGACUGUAUUGCAGUUUCAGAAUCCAGUGACAGGUCUCCUUCCUGGAAAUAACUCGAAUCAUGCCUGGGUACGCGACAAUCUCUACUCCAUUCUCUGUGUCUGGGGCCUGGCAUUGGCGUAUAAGAAGCAAGCCAACAUGGAUGAAGACAGAGCUAAAGCAUAUGAACUGGAACAGAGUGUUGUGAAAUUGAUGCGCGGUCUCCUCAGCUGCAUGAUGAAGCAAGUGGACAAGUUGGAAACAUUUAAGAAGACUCAAAAUCCCAGGGAUGCAUUACAUGCUAAAUAUGAUGCGUGUACUGGAGCUACAUGUGUGGGGGAUGGGCAGUGGGGGCACCUGCAGAUUGAUGCCACAUCUUUGUAUUUACUGUGUCUGGCAGAGAUGACUGCCUCAGGUCUACAGCUGAUAUUUACAUUAGAUGAAGUGGCCUUUGUUCAGAAUCUGGUAUUUUAUAUUGAAGCUGCUUACAGAAUACCAGAUUAUGGAAUAUGGGAAAGAGGAGACAAAACCAACCAUGGUCUGCCAGAACUGAACUCAUCCUCUAUUGGCAUGGCAAAGGCCGCACUGGAGGCCAUUAAUGAGCUGGACUUGUUUGGUGCCCGCGGAGGUCCAGAGUCAGUGAUCCAUGUCCUGGCUGAUGAGUCUCAACAGUGUCAGGCUAUAUUACAGUCAAUGCUGCCCAGAGAAUCUAAUUCAAAGGAAGUAGAUGCUGGGUUGAUCAGUAUUGUCAGUUUCCCUGCUUUCUCCAUAGAUGACCAAGAGCUGGUGGACCUCACCAAGAAAACCAUUGUUGAUAAGCUGGAGGGUCACUAUGGCUUUGCCAGGUUUAUAAGAGAUGGGUACAGGACAGCAAAAGAGGAUCCAAACCGUCUGCACUAUGAGCCCUGGGAGCUGAAGGUGUUUGAGCACAUAGAAUGUGAAUGGCCAAUGUUCUUUGCUUACCUCAUCCUAGAUGGGUUGUUUAAUGGAAACCAAGCACAGGUUGAUAAAUAUCGAGAUGCUCUAGACCGUAUUAUGGUCCGUCAGCCAGAUGGUAUUCUGUGUAUGCCAGAGUCCUACUUGGUGCCAGCAGACAAAGUGGAUGCAGAGUAUAAGAAACCCCACAGCCAGGAGAGAAAGAUAGUAGGACAGGUGCCCCAUAGGUGGGGACAGUCACUGUAUAUACUGGGGAGACUUCUGAUGGAGAACUUCCUGACCCCUGGUGAACUGGACCCUCUAAAUCGUCGGCUGGUCACUCUCCCCAAACCAGACCUGGUCGUCCAAGUGGUCAUUCUGGCCGAGGAUUUUAUCAUCCAGGAGAGGCUGGCUGAACACGACCUCCAUGUCCAGACUAUAGGACAGGUGUCACCCAUACAGGUCCACCCAGCUAGGGUACUCAGCCAUGUGUAUUCUUUGUUAGGAAAGAAUAAGAAGUUGGGCUUGACUGGCAGACCUUCCUCUGAAGUUGGUCUCCUAGCAACCAGUAAACUGUAUCGUCUUGGAGACCAUAUUUAUGCCUUCAUGCCACAGUUCAUGGAUCAGCUCCAGUUUUACCUGGCAUUAGACAACGAGUUGUUGCUGGAUAUUUUCCGCACAGAAGUCGACUACCUUAGUACAAACUGGAGCAUGUUGGGAAGACCAACUUUUAUUUUCCAAGUCACUCACAAUAUGCUAGAAACCACCACAGUACCAGUACGCAAUGAGCAUGGAGCAAUUAUUGAUUACAGUCGAGAGAUGCGACCAGUUAUAAUUGGAACCAUUCAGAAAUUGAAAUCGGGAUACAUACAUGGCACAAGAGUACAGUUAGGGAACUUGUCUGACUUCCUGUCAACCUCCUGCAUCACAAAGCUGACCUUCCUCAACUUUGAGAAAGGGAGUGAGGAUGAGGCUGAGCUGGGUGCUAUAAUUGGAGAUCUCGCUAGUCCUACCUGUCCUCGACCUCACCUGCCAGUCAGCCUAGGUUUCACCCGGAGACGACACAGGAGUCGCGCCAACUCUGUCAAAGGCAUUGUGAAACGGACACGCUCCAUAUGUGUGGACGAGGACUCCAUAAAACCAAUGUUGCCGAGGCUGGAAAACAUCUACCGCGAGGCAACAGGAGUUUCUCAUCACCUCCCAGAUGUCCACAUGCGUGACCCUAACUUUGGCCUGUAUGUCAGCCCCGGCCACUCCCCCUACACCAGCCCUCAGUCCUCUCCCCCGGGGAGCCCCAGGAUGAGCCGUAAGAAACUGCUCACAGCAGGAGUGGCUGGGAUUCCACGCUCUGAGAGUGACCUCUUGUGGCGGUCUAAAGAAAUCAAGGAGGUUCAGGGAGCUGGCAUUGACUGUAAUGAGAUGGUGGAUGCUCUAAAGGAGACAGACUCACUCCAUGAACAGGCUGAUAUCAUACACUGGCUGCAUAUUAACAAGAACUCUUGGUAUAUCUUGCCAUGUUCAUCAGAACGGAGCCAAAGUUGUUCAAUGAAAUGCUGCGUCUGAGAGUUGGUUUGAUUAUCCAGGUCAUGGCAGCAGAGUUAGCACGGAAUCUCAAAUGUUCUGGCAGUGAAGCCUCUGACCACUUGCUUAACCUGAGUCCUUUUGAAAUGAAGACACUGUUGCACCAUAUUCUUAGUGGGAAGGAGUUUGGCAUCACCACUGUCCCCUGUCCAUACUCUGGCAUCAAACUGUCCAUAAGAAUACCAGAGAAGGAACACAGCAGGAAUAAAGACAUGGCCAUGAUUAAGAGGAAAAUGAAGACCCUGUCCAGCACCAGCCUGGGGCUAGAGGAGGAUGCCAGUGAAGACAGGAGUGACGAGGAGAAGCAGGGACAGUGGAUGAGAAGACGGAGACUUGAUGGUUCGCUAAACAGGGUCCCUGUAGGCUUCUAUACAAAAGUAUGGCAGGUCCUGGAGAGGAGUCAUGGCAUCUCUAUAGAUGGUCACAUUCUACCCCAGAAUUUAACUAGAGAGAUGACACCAGGAGAGUUUAAAUUUGCUAUCCAGGUGGAGACAGCGUUCAACCGCAUCCCUCAGCCAGAGUACCGCCAGUUGAUGGUGGAAGCUAUGAUGGUAUUAUGUCUAAUCGUAGAGCAGGACACCCAGGCCAAGAUUAACCUGUCCUUUGUUAUACCUAUAGACAGGAUAGUCAAUGAAGCUAAUGAUAUCUUUAUCCAGGAUCAGGCUGUUGCCAACGGUGACGCCACCUUGUGUUGUGCCUCUGAGGCAAGGCAUGGUGAACACGAGGCAGCAUGCGGAGGAGCUCGCGGGAUUUGUCAACAUCUCUAUGACAGUGCUCCUAGUGGACGGUUUGGUAGCAUGACAUACUUAGCCCGGGCAGUGGCACAAAUGUUGCAAUUCCCUGUUCAGGAUGGUGAAUUAGAUUGCACCAUCAGCUAGAAAACCAUGCAGUGUCCAGUUCAGGAUUGCCAACUAGAGUUCUUAAGACAUGAGCCAAAUUGUACUGUUUAGAAUCACCCUUAUUGAAGUCAUCCUAUGAAUUUUUAAGUUUAUUAUUGAUUCUUGAAAUGCAAUUAUAACUGAUCAACAUGCUUUUAUUGUGAGUAAAAAAAAAUGACUGUAUUUGGACCAUACACUAGUCUCAGUGCUGAAGGCGAGGCAAAUAUCUCCUCCCCUUCACCUCUCUCCCCAAACUGGAUCUGGUAUCACAUUGUAACUUCUUGUAUUACACUAGAAGACAAUGCAUAUUGCUUAUUUUAAAUAUUUUAUUAAUAAGCUUUAAAUAUGUAAUGCUGCUUGUAUUUAUGUUGCCAACAUAACUUUUAACAUACUACAUUAGUUUGAAAAUCAAAACCAAUUUUUAUAUUCAGUUUUAUUAAUUAUGUAGCUUUUGAUUUGAAAGCAGAUAAAAAUUGCUGCUAGAUGAAUGCUGUGGGAGUAUUGGUGGACAUUUGUACUUUGUAUGAACUUCCAAAGUGUAUUAUAAGCACUUUUUUCUUUUGUAUAUUGCUUUUUGUCGCUUUUUACUGACACUGUAGUCAUGGACUUAACAACAGGGUGAUAUGUUAGAUGAUUGAAUUGUGCUAAAAUACUGUUGAAGUUAAAACUUCAAUGUUUGCUUUGUCUCAUUGGAUUGUUUUUACAUUUAAGAUUUGUUGGAAAGUUUCAUCUUGACCAUGGUACCUAUAAUGGUUGUGAUUGUGGUGAAUAUCUGUAUUAGGUUUAAUUUCCAGUAUCAGUUCCUUUGUGGCAGAUUUUUCCUCUAAGAAUAAUAAUGCUUUCAUUAAAAUGUGCCAUGACCUGAUUUCAUAAUUUGAGGCCCAUCAUAAAAAUAGCUUUGAUCACACCUCUUGAAAUAAAUUCUAUUGGGAGAUUUGCCUUUGGUGAAGCCAUCCACUUUUCAGUACAAUUGAACUCUUGGUGUGGUGUAACCCAUAGGACUCUCGGACCAAGGUUACCAUGAGAACAUAGGACUACGGUCACCAUGUGAACAUAGGACUACAGUCACAAUGUGAACAUAGGGCUAUGGUCACCAUGUGAACAUAGGACUACAAUCACCAUGUGGUCAUAGGACUACGGUCACCAUGUGGACAUAGGACUACCGUUACCAUGUGGACAUAGGGCUACCGUCACCAUGUGGACAUAGGACUAAGGUCGCCACGUGAACAUUGGACUCGCAUACUAAGGCUACCAUGUGAAAACCAAGUUGGGAAUCGAGGUGCUAACUGCUUCUAAAAACCAACUACAGAUGAUGGACAAUUUUUCUAAUGUAUUAUUAUGUAUGUUAUCAAUUUACCUUGAAAUGGAAUGAAUUUGUGUUAUUACAGUACUUAUAACAAAUUUGUUCAUUUGCUAGAAAAAUGAACAUUUUUAAAUCUUCAUAGUCUUGUGCAAAGACAAGCAGAUAGAAGUGGUAUGCUUCAUACUUUUUUCCUGAAUAAAACUUCAUUAACAAAAAUCUA
Messenger RNA from Lingula anatina, 5200 nucleotides. Its product is annotated as putative phosphorylase b kinase regulatory subunit alpha. NCBI's taxonomy places the organism in Eukaryota, Metazoa, Brachiopoda, Lingulata, Lingulida, Lingulidae. Gene Ontology annotation, molecular function: calmodulin binding. The record is from RefSeq and is a predicted model, not a curated record. Gene Ontology annotation, cellular component: phosphorylase kinase complex. Gene Ontology annotation, biological process: glycogen metabolic process.